AUGAAGGUGUGUAUUGUGUUGCGACAACGCAUUGGUUUCGGCUUGGCUCGAAGGAAACAUCGUCCGGUUUUCGUUUGCUUACUGGCAAUUUGUGCUGUGGCCAAUGCUGGCUUCCUCUUUGGAGGCGGUAGUGGUGGUGGCGGCGGUGGCGGUGGCGGCUUUGGCGGUGGUCAUGGAGGCGGCUACGGUGGUGGUCAUGGUGGCGGUCACGGUGGCGGUUAUGGCGGUGGCCAUGGAGGCGGUUAUGGCGGUGGCCAUGGAGGCGGUUAUGGUGGCGGUCAUGGCGGCGGCUAUGGUGGUGGAUCAAGUGGACCUACCAUCAUUAAAAUCAUCUCCGAUGGCGGAGCCGGAGGCGGUUUCGGAGGCGGCUAUGGUUGA
This is a messenger RNA of Musca domestica (house fly), 378 nucleotides long. RefSeq lists its product as uncharacterized. Lineage: Eukaryota; Metazoa; Arthropoda; Insecta; Diptera; Muscidae. The coding region runs from base 1 to 378 and encodes 125 amino acids. The transcript is spliced from 2 exons. The record is from RefSeq and is a predicted model, not a curated record.